Messenger RNA from Impatiens glandulifera, 1291 nucleotides. Its product is annotated as ethylene-responsive transcription factor ERF069-like. The transcript is spliced from 2 exons. Gene Ontology annotation, biological process: regulation of DNA-templated transcription. Bases 321 to 1013 code for a protein of 230 amino acids. Lineage: Eukaryota; Viridiplantae; Streptophyta; Magnoliopsida; Ericales; Balsaminaceae. Gene Ontology annotation, molecular function: DNA binding; DNA-binding transcription factor activity. The record is from RefSeq and is a predicted model, not a curated record.
UGGCAGGCAGUAUAUAAUAUCUCCUUUCUUCUUCCCAAUUUCUUCGUCUUCCUCUCCUCCAUUUCCAUUCGGCUGUUAUUGUUCACAAUUCCAGCUCCUAUCUCUAUCCAAUUAUCAUGUAUUUUUUCAUUAUUUUCUAUCCAUUUCUAUAUCUGAUGUAUGUAUAGAUAUCUACAUAUGUAUAUAUAUAUGUAUGUACAAUUAUAUUAGUGAUCUAAAGCUAACCCUAGAUCGUGAUUUCCACCUUGUUCUUGUUUCUACUUCUUCUUUUGUUGUUGUUGCUGUUGUUUAUUAGUUGCUGAUUAUUUGGGUUAAUAAGUAUGAGGAAAAUUCGAGUUAUUUGUACCGAUCCAUAUGCUACAGAUUCUUCUUCCGAUGAGGAGGAGUAUGCUAGAGGCAAUCGAAGGGCUAAAUUGCCUAAGAGGAUUGUUCAUCGUAUCAUUAUCGAUGAUGAAUCUAAUGGAUUCGCCUCCGGUGAAUCGGAUGACAUUAAGGUUAGUAAGGAGAAGAUGAAGACGGUGGAUCGGAAUCAGGGGAAGAAAAUUAAGGGUGUUAGGCAGCGUCCUUGGGGGAAAUGGGCUGCUGAGAUUCGUGAUCCGUUUAAGAAAGUGAGGCUCUGGUUGGGUACUUUCGAUACUGCCGAGGAGGCACAGAGUGUCUAUGAUGCAAAGGCCCUGGAGUUUGCUGAUAGGCGGAAGGCUGAAUUGGAACAGAAGUUGGCUGUUGUUCCGAAGGUUGAUUCUCCUUUGUCGGUUCUUGAAAAUGGGUCAUGUGUUUCUCCACCUGAUAGUGGAGAAGAGGAAGAGAACGGCUGCGGUGGUUUGAAUGGUUUGAAGACUGUGAAAAUUGAGAAGGAGGGUCGUCAACAGAUCAAUGGGGAGGAGAAUCCGUUGUGGAAUCUUGGGUUAGUGGCUUCCUUGUUUGGUCAGUUUGAAGAUCUGUUGGAUAUCAAUAACAUUGAUGAUCUAAGUAUGGCGACCAUUGAAGAAAAUUUAGAAGCUAACCGAGCUUAACUCUACUUUACCGGCUGUCAUUUGUGAAUAUAUCAUCCUAGCUAGAUUAUCUUUUGAGUUUGAAAAGUGGAUGAUGAAGACCCACCACCAAGAAGAAGCAAUCAUCAGGUGAAUUAUCUUUUGCUGUUGUAAGUUUCCAUUUGGGUGUGGUGUAAGGUAUCUUAUCAUGUUCUAUUCAUCCAAUCCAAUCCAGCACCUUCCAGUUUUCUCUCUUAAUUUAUUGACAUCUUAUCCAUAUAUAUAUAUUAUAUUCAAGGCAUUUUCUAUUCUCAUUUCAA